This is a messenger RNA of Thermothielavioides terrestris NRRL 8126, 442 nucleotides long. RefSeq lists its product as uncharacterized. The record is from RefSeq and is a predicted model, not a curated record. The transcript has a single exon. The coding region runs from base 165 to 347 and encodes 60 amino acids. NCBI's taxonomy places the organism in Eukaryota, Fungi, Ascomycota, Sordariomycetes, Sordariales, Chaetomiaceae.
UUUGCAGCUGGCGAGCCGCUACCACGGGCGCGAGUUCAGCUUCCACAGCCCACUGCGGGCGACUUGACGAAAAAUUUUUCUGCCAUAUAUGGAAUACACACUUUGCUACGACCUAGAAAUGCGGACUAUAAGAGAUUUGAAAUUUCAGCAUUGCUCCCUCGAACAUGAUUUCAGCGCAUUCAGCGCUGAUAUUGGCCCGAGCGGCGUCCACAGCCCUGCUCAUUCCGGCGGCCGCCGUCAGCAUUGAAUGGCUGCGAUACGAUUCAGCAGGACGGCGCCUCCGUAUUCAGCAGCCCCGCUUCCGAAAGUCCCCAGCCUGCCCGGCCAAUCUGGUGUCGCCGGGUUGAUCCGGAGCUAGCCGCUUUCGGGACUUACAACUUUGGCAAGACGUGCCCCUGGGCUUGCCACGCUGCCUGAAGGUGCGAGUGCAAACAAGUCAGAC